UCCGCCCGGGCGUCCAUCUUGAAUACAGUAAGCCACUGGUGACUGACAGCAACGGAGAGUGAAAUCGCGAUAAAUUGAGUUGCGACUGCUCUAAAAAGUCAACCGACUGCGAUCACCGGGAAAAUACAUAUUGAAGGAUUACAUUUAGUGACGUUAUCUGUCAAUUCCGUCUCAUUUUUGGCGUCAUAUUCCCGAUGAAGUUAUUUCGGAGGCUGUAACGUUACAUGCUAAGCUUUAUUCAGCCGUCGACAUGUCUUAGUUUAAAACGAGUGUUUGUUUUAACUAUGCACCUUAGCAGUUCUCGAAAAGCUUUGUGAGGUUGGUAAUUGCAGGUUUGAGUCAUUAACACCCGAAAGGAAUGUGGAUAUAGCGCGUUUGGCCAUAUUUAAGUCCUUCACUGUCAACUUGAGCUCGCGCGUGCGCUGAAUCGUGCGCGUGACCCCAUUUAUCUAUGAUCAGUAAUUCUACAUUUAUAUAUAUAUAUUUAAAAAAUAAAAACGGAAAAAGUAAGCGUGAUGUGGAAAUAUCGUAUAGGUAUGUUAAUUCCAUUUUUAUCCCCGUAAAUAUGCAUGCAUUUAGUGAACUGCCAUAGACUUUUCAGGUGGGUGUGAGGCAUUGCUCUGCUUGAAAUAUUAGUUCAUUUGUAUUAAUAACAAUAUUUUAUACAUAUUUUAUGGCGGGUUCUAUGCAUAUAUUGUCCAGUUCUGUUCAUUGGAAAUGGGAGCUGACCCAUUUACUGAAAGAUCUUAUUGAACGGGCUCGUUUAUUCUGAGCGCUCGACAGGGCAAGAUUGUAUAACGUUAGAUAUUAUUCGUAGGAAUUUCCUCGUUUUUGACAUGGGUUUUCAGGAAAACUGCAUGGACAGUCACAGAUCACUUUAUUUCGAAAAGCUCGUCUGCUUUAAAUGAACUGUCACUAGUGGACUCUUUGAUGCCGUUUCCCAGUCGCUGAAUCUGAGGACUAUAAUCUACCAUUGGAUUUGUGCACUGCCAUAUAUCACUGACUCGGUUACAUGGAUGUGUUUCACUGACUGCUGAUCAGUAGUUCGAGGGGAAACUUGAAUGCAGAGAGUCUUGGAUUUUGUAGGACAAGACAGCAGAUUGAAAAAUGGGACCUGCAACGAAGCUGGCGUUUGGAGUGUUCCUCAUCUCCUGCUCAUCAGGUGCCAUUCUCGGCCGCUCAGAGACACAAGAGUGUGUCUUUUACAACUACAACCCCAGCUUGGAGAACCGUGGAAACCGCAGCGGAAUUGAAUCUUGCGUGGGAGAAAAGGACAAGAGGCUACAUUGCUUCGCAACUUGGCGAAAUGUGUCAGGAUCAGUUGAAAUAGUAAAGCAAGGCUGCUGGCUUGAUGAUGUCAGCUGCUAUGACAGCACCGAGUGUGUGGAGAAGAAGGAGGACCCAGAUGUGUUCUUCUGCUGCUGUGAGGGCAACAUGUGUAACGAGAAGUUCUUCUACAACCCUGACACGCAGCCAGUUCAGAGUAAGGCUCCCUUCAGCGACACAAACAGCAAAGUCUUUAAGGCAACAUCCAACCCCUUCACCCAAAAGACAUCACUGUUCAGCACCCUCCUAUACUCCAUCGUGCCCAUCAUGGGCAUCGCUGCCAUUGUCUUGCUGUCCUUCUGGAUGUAUCGGCAUCACAAGCUGGCGUAUCCACCUGUUCUGGUGCCUACCCAGCACGCCUUUCAUAUAAUGAUAGAGGACCCUGGACCCAUGCCGCCGUCUCCCACCCUGGUUCAGAAGCCACUGCAGUUGUUGGAAAUCAAAGCAAGAGGGCGCUUUGGCUGUGUGUGGAAGGCUCAGCUGCUUAAUGACUAUGUGGCAGUGAAGAUAUUCCCCAUUCAGGACAAGCUGUCUUGGCAGAAUGAGUAUGACAUUUACAAUCUCCCUGGCAUGAGGCAUGAAAACGUUCUUCAUUUCAUCGGGGCCGAGAAGAGAGGAAGCAACCUGGACAUUGAAUUGUGGCUCAUCACUGCUUACCAUGAAAAGGGCUCCCUGACAGACUACCUGAAGGCCAACGUGGUGACGUGGAACGAGCUGUGUCUCAUUGCUCAGACCAUGGCUCGAGGACUGGCUUACUUGCACUCUGACUUCCCAGGACACCGAGAUGGCCACAAACCGGCCAUCGCACACAGGGAUAUUAAGAGCAAGAACAUUCUGCUGAAGUCAAACCUGACGGCUUGUAUAGCUGAUUUUGGUCUGGCUCUGAAGUUUGAGGCAGGGAAGUCAGCUGGGGACACGCAUGGGCAGGUGGGAACCAGGCGUUACAUGGCCCCAGAGGUGUUGGAGGGGGCCAUCAACUUCCAGCGAGACUCUUUCCUCAGGAUAGACAUGUAUGCGGCUGGGCUGGUGCUAUGGGAGCUGGCGGCCCGCUGCACUGCAUCUGAUGGUCCAGUUGACGAGUACAUGCUUCCGUUUGAGGAGGAGGUGGGCCAACAUCCCUCUCUAGAGGACAUGCAGGAGGUUGUGGUCCACAAAAAGCUCCGGCCCACUCUCAGGGAGUGCUGGCAGAAACAUCCGGGUCUGGCCAUGCUGUGCGAGACUAUAGAGGAGUGUUGGGACCACGAGGCCGAGGCGCGUCUCUCCGCGGGAUGUGUCGAGGAGCGUGUGGUCCAAAUGCAGCGACAGACCAGCAUCUCUGCACCAGAGGAAAUAGUCACCGUCGUAACCAUGGUGACCAACGUGGACUAUCCCCCUAAGGAGUCCAGUCUAUGACUAGAGGAGAUCAGCAUGUGAAUUGCGGGCUGACCGAACAGAAAACACGCGUCGGGAAUGGUGGCGGACAGCUGUUCUGAAAGCCGGCUUCAGACAUGCUGGAUGAUUGUCCUGUACUUUCGGCUGGAGCAAAUGCAGACUAUACAUUUUGCGCCGAAUCUGGGUUUAAUACAGGUACACCUGGAGUCCGCUAUGUUUUAAUGUAUGUGUGUGUGUAUAUAUAAACUAGUACCAUGGGGCACUCCGGCAAAGGACGGAAGAUUAUAAGCCGGCAUCAAAAACGUUGUUGUCGUUUCCCUGCUUGGAGAAGAAACUUUCCCAAUCAAGGAGGAAACGAGACCCUGCCGCACGGCGCUAGUGUCAUUUCAGUAUAAAAAAGGGCAACGUCCAUGUAAAAUAACACAUUUAAUGUGUUCAUAUGAAUGACUAUUGUAAUGCCAAUAAGAAACAGCUUUUUGAAUGUGUAGUGUGACGCUGCUGUACAGAUAUCAACAGAAAGGGUGACGAUACAACCCAAAUCAACACGCGUUUUCUCUGAAAGCUUUCAGAGUUUCUGUCAGAUAACCACCAACCUCUCGACAAGGUAUACCUCAGUUUCUCAUCCUAAUAAUGCGUUUGUUUUGUAACACUAUAUGAUAUUAAAAAAAAGAGGCUUUUCGAUGACCUCCAUUUGGCACGGAAGCUUUUUAAAUACGGGGAAUAGUUUUUUUAUAUGACAGAUUAUGCCAAGAAACGAUGGCCAUUCAUAAACCAGUGUUCUGCCUUCUUUCUUUUAGUCGUUCUCUGUGUUGCCCUGCUGUUUAAAAUGUGAUACUUUUUGUUUUUUUUUGUUUUUUUUAGGAUUGUGACCGUUUUGACAUUUAUCUUGACCUGUUGAGAAGAAAAAAAUCCCUGACAAUAUGAAUUUUGUGAAAAUAAUACAGAAGCACUUACCAAUAUAGGUUUGCGGUGUCCUCACAACAUUGACGUAUGUGCAUGCCUCGUGUUCUUCUUUUUUUUUUUUUUCUUUGUUUUUCAAACCUUUGUUAUCACGUGGAGCUUGUGCAUGAGAUCCCGUUGGCAGUCAUUGAAACCCCUUCAUUAUUCGUUAAUCUGAAGUAUUUCCUGUCUUCAGGGCAUCACUCAUUUUCAUUUGGAAUCCUCCAAUCCUGGUCUUCUAUGACCACCGUCUGUCACGUCAAACUGGUUUCAGAUCAGCAGCCAGGCGACCUUCUACACACUUCUACAAGAACUGUAUCUCAGUAUGUCUCAGGAAGCGUUUCCCUUUGCUUUGAGCCCUCUGGUGCCAUUCUGGUUACCCUUGUUGUAUUAUGUAUGCAAGGGCCCUUGAUAUACAACACCUUAUUAGUGUGAUCAUAUUAUGUGCAAUAACAUCCUAAGCAGGGACUGUUUCACAGAUCACAGGCCACUUCCAGUGUGGUAAAAAUAUAAGCGCCUAGUGGGUUGCUGAAACCAUAAUGUACAUCAUGAACUGAAGUUGACGUCAUGCUAUGCAUAUGUUAUGAUGCCCGGUGGUCUGAGAGUAUUAAGGAAAUGAUAUGCUGUAAUGGGGACCGAACACAUGCAGUAACUCUCUGCCGACUGGCUGACAGUCUUUUAAAUGAACAGCUUGUCUGCUGCUGCUCUUAGGCUUUGUUCACACUGCACUUAAAUCCAUUUUGAUUUUUCAAAUCCAAUUUUUAGGAUCAACUUGUCAUUUUGCAAGAAAUCGAAUGCAUUUGUUCAGACAGUAGUCAAUAUCUGUCCCAAUAUCGGUCAUGCAUUACCAUCACAUUGCAUCCCAGAUGAUUAGAAAUCUGUUCACCAUUAAACUGAUUUUAAUCUGAUUUCAAACUACAUAAGGGUCUGAUUUGAAUCAGGCCUAAAUCUUAUUUUUAUGUGGGGUUGUUUUUCCCGUUCAGACUACAAACUAAACUGAUUUGAGUCAGAUUCCUGCUGUCUGAAGAAAACCUGAAAUUUGAUUCAGUGGCUCUGUGAUUUUGUUCAUUUUGCUUUUGAUAUUAAUCACGUCAAAUUCUGAAUGGUGUAAAAAUGAAUUGAGAUCUGAUCUGACCAUUCAGACUUGAUGCGUAAAAGUCUGAUUUCAAGCCGGAUGUGGUUCGAAUCCGGUUUGUAAACAUUGCGUUUCAUGUUUGUUUGUUAUUUCACCCAUUCACACUACGAAUAUCUAAACGGAUUUGAGUAUGAUAAAAAAAAAAAAACGGAUUUCUGUUGCUUGUCUGAACAAUUUCUGAAAUUUUGGUUCAUUACCUUUCGCAUUUGACAAUGUUCAGGUUCAUAUAACCGUAUGCAAUCAAGCCCUUUCAAUGAAAGCUUUCUAUCUCUCUACUGUAGCAUUCUCAGCCAGCUCAUUCUGUUGUACUUCAUCUGACUGCUGUCAGAAUGGUUAAGUAAUAAGGGCCCAUGCCAUCUUUCAAAGGCCUUCCGUUGGACUCUGUAGGUUCAUAAUUGAAGGCCAGGUGGUUAUAAGCCCAAAUUAAAGUUCUUUGCAGGUUAGGGUUAGGAGGACGAGUGCUCCUGUGGGGUUCUUGCAAUUUGACUUUUUGACUGUAAACACUACAGAAGAUUCACUAAUCCUGAGUGACUGCUGCUGGCCUGUAGAGUGUUUUCACCAGGUGCUGUCCUGUACCCUUGUCUGUUUUUUGGUGUUUUAUUUGGGGAAUCUGGGAAGAAGGUUGAAUAAGAUGAAAAGCCAAACUUUUUAAAAAAAGCCCCCUGUUUAGUAGAAGACUCAAUUUAAAAUGCACCGUAUGUACAUAUGAAUGUUGUUUAAGAUUGUGAAAAGAGCAUGAGGUUUUUUUAUGUCACAAAGAAAGAAAUCCUUUAUUGAUAUUAUUAUUAUUAUUAUUAUUAUUAAAUAUUUUAAUGUUAAUUUUGUACAUCUGUAUCUUAGUUUUAUUCAUUUAUGUCAUGGCCCAACUGUCAUUCUUCUUUUCUGGAUAAAUGAGAAGUGAUGCUUUCUCUGUUUUGAAAACUGGUCAUAUAAAACACUACAAAAGAAUCGAUCCUUUACCUCAGACUUCCACUCACGGCGUUCAAAAGAUUGAACAAACAGUGUAGCACGACUGACAACAUGGUGCAGCGUUGCAAAAAUUGCUCCUGGGAUUCGACCAGCAGCUUCUCUUUGUCUUUUCUCUCAGACAUGCUUCAGUGACAAUAUUUCUUCUCAUUGAGUGAAUGUCUCCACUACCAAAACUCUCUAUUUUAGGUGCGAGCAGCUGUAUUACUGUUGUGCUGGACAUGCCAUUUUUGUCCACAUUACUCUCGAGUAUUUAACGCAUUCAGGGCCUGAUCAGACGUAAUCGUUACAUAAUGUACAGAUUCAAUUUUAUGCUACUACUCCCCUCAAAUAAAGUAUAGUGACUGCUCUCAAA
Pimephales promelas (fathead minnow) is the source of this 6092-nucleotide messenger RNA. It is a transcript of the gene acvr2aa, whose product is annotated as activin A receptor type 2Aa. Lineage: Eukaryota; Metazoa; Chordata; Actinopteri; Cypriniformes; Leuciscidae. Gene Ontology annotation, biological process: activin receptor signaling pathway; protein phosphorylation; cellular response to growth factor stimulus. The record is from RefSeq and is a predicted model, not a curated record. Gene Ontology annotation, cellular component: activin receptor complex; plasma membrane. Gene Ontology annotation, molecular function: activin binding; metal ion binding; ATP binding.